This is a messenger RNA of Cryptosporidium muris RN66, 2055 nucleotides long. Its product is annotated as TPR repeat-containing protein. Bases 1 to 2055 code for a protein of 684 amino acids. The transcript has a single exon. The record is from RefSeq and is a predicted model, not a curated record. Gene Ontology annotation, molecular function: protein binding; 7S RNA binding; ribosome binding. Gene Ontology annotation, cellular component: signal recognition particle, endoplasmic reticulum targeting. Gene Ontology annotation, biological process: SRP-dependent cotranslational protein targeting to membrane. NCBI's taxonomy places the organism in Eukaryota, Apicomplexa, Conoidasida, Eucoccidiorida, Cryptosporidiidae.
AUGCAUACUACUGGAGAACUUUAUAAAGAACUUCAUGAGCUAGUCGAUUCAGAGCAAUAUGAAAUAGCAAUUAAUAUUUGUAAUAAAUUGAAGGCUUUAGGAUGUAAUAACGAAGAUGUUUUGAGAACUAAAAUAUACUGCCUUAUACAACGUGGAAAAUGGCAUCAAGCCAUUAAUUACAUUGAUUUAAUAAAAGGAAGAUUUUCCACUGACUUAUUUUAUGAGAGGUCUUAUUGUCUAUAUCGUAUGAAUCGUUUAGAAGAAGCAUUAAAGUGUCUUGAUUCAUUUUGUGUAAAAUCUACUAACUUCGUAGAUACCUCGAUACUACAUCUAAAGGCCCAAAUUUUUUAUCUUAUGGGACGUUUUCAGGAAUGUGAAUGUUUAUAUAAGAAUUUAAUUGGUAUAUCUGAUCAUAACAAUGCAGAAGAGCAGAUGCUCUUAUCUGUAAAUCAUGUGGCUGUUCAAGCAUCAGAUGAAAAUCUUUCAAUAUAUUCUAAUUAUCAAGAAGAUCAAUCUUAUAUAUUUUUUUCUUCAUAUGAAUAUUGGUUUAAUUUGGCAUGUCUGCAUAUUGUGAACAAGGAAUAUGAGAAGGCUGUAAGAGCUUUGAACAAGUCUCAAGAAAUCUAUAUGACUGCUAACCCUACACAAAGUGAAGAAAAGGAAUAUAAUUCAAAUAAAAGUGACAUGUGCUCAUUUAAAUUAUGUAGAGCUUAUAUUUUCCAACAAAUUGGUGAGUAUGAUAAAGCUCUAAAUUUAUACACAUGCUGUAUUGAAGAAUACAAACUAAAUGGGAUAUUUUUAGAAUCUUCUAUUGUUCAACUUGCUGUGGUAGCCUUUAAUAAUAUGAUAUCACUUCAAACUAGGGAUAAAUCUGACAAUUAUAUUGAUGGUUUAAACCGUUUAACAAUUACAUCUAAAGAAAAUUUUUAUAACAAACUUAUAUCAUCUCAAAAAUUUUCAAUAUGUUUGAAUAAGGCAUUUUCAUGUUAUUCUUCUCCUCAAUAUAAUAGAUAUAUUAGAGAUGCUGAGAAGUUUACAGUUUACAAAACUAAACUGGAACUUUUUAAAGUAGGAAUCUACAUGUUACAAGGUAAGGAAAAGAAAGCCCUAUCAUCUUUAGAAUAUCUUCAUAAACAAAGUCCAGAAAAUUUGGCAUAUUCCAAUGCAUUACUGAGUCUUGCAAUUAAACUUAAAAGUUUCAAGAAUAUCCCGAGAUUUAUAGAUAUUAUACUUAGCCAAUAUAUAAAGGUCAUUACUAAAGAAUAUAAAUCUAACACAGACUGGAUAUCUAGCUCUACUUUUGAACAUCUGAUUAGGUUACUAAUUUAUACAAAGAUGGAUAAAGUUAUAAGUAUAUCAACAAUUAUCUAUAAAUUGGAUACAUUUUGUAACUCAUUAAAACAAGCAUUGAAUACUAAAGAGGGGGCAAUUAACAAUAAUAUUAUAGCUGAAAUUUUAAAUAUUUUAGGCAAUACAUUUCUAUGUAUUGGGAUGUUCUCCAAAUCUGUAGAGUGCUUCUCAACUGCUUUAAAUAUAACCUCAAGUAAUGAUAUGUCAUCAGUUAUAGGUUUAGUCAUAUCAGCAUCACUCAAUAAUAAUUCAAAUCUGAAUUUGAAACAAUAUCUGCGGAUUUUAGAUAAUAAACUACCAUCUUCUAUGUUCUCAAUAGACCCUGAGACUCUUGAGAGGUCAGAGAUACCUAAUAUACCUCACUCCAGUAAUAAUUUGGAUUCUGAACCUGUGCUAAGUGUAUGUCAAAAAAGUAAAUCUAAGCACCAUAAAAGAAAAAUAAGAUACCCAAAGGGAUUUGAUCUAAAUAAUCCAGGACCUUAUCCUGAUCCUGAAAGAUGGUUACCAAAGGAAGAGAGGUCAUCAUUUAAGAAAUUACAUAAGACUAAAAAUCAGAGGAAUAAGGGAACUUUACAGAAAGGGGGGCACCAAGGAGCUAUACCAACAAGUGACACAUCUUUUAGAAAUAAAGGACCAUCAACUGCUAAAAAAGAAGUAGACACAGAUAAUAAUCACUCUAGGCGACAAAGGAGAAAAAGACGUUAA